This is a messenger RNA of Morus notabilis, 1177 nucleotides long. RefSeq names its product 2-methylene-furan-3-one reductase. The transcript is spliced from 4 exons. The coding region runs from base 78 to 1037 and encodes 319 amino acids. The record is from RefSeq and is a predicted model, not a curated record. Lineage: Eukaryota; Viridiplantae; Streptophyta; Magnoliopsida; Rosales; Moraceae. Gene Ontology annotation, molecular function: zinc ion binding; oxidoreductase activity, acting on the CH-CH group of donors, NAD or NADP as acceptor.
UUGUAAGAAAUUUGUCUAAGACUCAUUUCCUCCAACUUUCUCUCUCCUGAAAAGUCUCCGGAAAAAAGUUCAAGUUCAUGGCUUCUAGUACAGUUGUGAAUAAGGGAUGGGUGUACUCGGAGUACGGAAAAUCUGGGGAAGUGUUGAAGUUUGAAGAGAAUGUAGGAGUUCCUGAUUUGAAGGAAGAUCAGGUGCUGAUCAAGGUUGCAGCCGCAGCCCUCAAUCCGGUUGAUUUCAAGAGGAUGCUUGGCUGGUUCAAAUCCACUGACACUUCUCCUCCUGUGGUUCCAGGAUACGAUGUUGCCGGUGUGGUGAAAAAGGUCGGAAGCCAAGUGACAAAGUUUAAGGUUGGAGACGAGGUUUAUGGUGAUAUCAAUGUGAAAUCUGUGCAAAAGCCGAAAAAAAUUGGUACUUUGGCUGAAUACACUGCUGCAGAAGAGAAAGUAUUAGCUUUGAAGCCGAAGAAUCUGAGUUUUGUUGAAGCUGCUAGCCUUCCACUUGCUCUUGAAACUGCAUAUGGAGGCCUUGAACUUGCUCGAUUUUCCGCCGGUAAAUCUAUUCUUGUUCUUGGAGGUGCCGGCGGAGUUGGGACCUUGGUUAUUCAGUUAACAAAACACGUUUUCGGGGUGUCUAAAGUGGCAGCCACUGCAAGCACUGGAAAGUUGGAGUUACUGAGGAGUUUGGGAGCUGAUUUGGCCAUUGAUUACACAAAGGAGAAUUUUGAAGAGCUUCCAGAGAAAUUUGAUGUCGUAUAUGAUACAGUUGGACAAUCUGAGAGAGCUGUGAAAGCCGUGAAAGAAGGCGGGGAAGUUGUGACAAUAGCACCUGUUGCGUCUGUGGCUCCACAAGCGAAGCUCUAUUCUGUCGUUUCAAGUGGGUCUGUACUUGAGAAGCUGAAACCUGAUUUAGAGAGUGGAAAGGUGAAGGCAGUGAUUGAUCCAAAAGGUCCAUUUCCAUUCUCUAAGACAGUUGAAGCAUUUUCCUACCUUGAAACUGGCAGAGCCACUGGAAAAGUCGUAGUGUAUCCCAUUCCAUGAGUGCCUACAAAGCAAUCACCUUGGCUUUCUAUUAAUUAGCAACCAUAUAUAUUGCUAUGUCAUGACGUGUAUUUAAUAAUUUUAUACCGUACUAUACUUGCCAGAAAUAACAAAGGUUUGUGUAGAAAAAUAAAUAAAUA